This is a messenger RNA of Nymphaea colorata (pocket water lily), 3237 nucleotides long. Its product is annotated as protein NEDD1. The coding region runs from base 32 to 2548 and encodes 838 amino acids. The transcript is spliced from 10 exons. Gene Ontology annotation, molecular function: gamma-tubulin complex binding; protein binding. The record is from RefSeq and is a predicted model, not a curated record. Lineage: Eukaryota; Viridiplantae; Streptophyta; Magnoliopsida; Nymphaeales; Nymphaeaceae. Gene Ontology annotation, biological process: positive regulation of cytokinesis; cell plate assembly; regulation of microtubule nucleation. Gene Ontology annotation, cellular component: kinetochore microtubule.
UUAUGGCCGACGCGAAGGAUUGAUUCCGUCAAUGAGGGGAGAGAGAGGGCGGAAAUCUUGUUUGGUUUUUGAAAAAGGGGGGAAGGAGGAGGUCGGUGGUGUUUUCAGGCAGGCGGGAGUGGUGGCCAUGGCCGGUGGCCAAACCUUAGUGGCCGCGUGCGCCGGCGACACGGUGAAGAUCUUUGAUACCGCCGUCGACUGCGGCGAUCCCUGCACUCUACAGUACUCUCCCUCCCCGGGCUUCUCCGUCAACUCCGUCAAAUGGAACCAUACCAAUUUAGUUGUGGCAAGUGCUGGAGAUGAUAAGAAAAUUUCAUUAUGGAGAAAAAAUGGACAAAGUUUGGGUACAAUACAACCUUCUACCAGUGAUAUUGGAGAUAACAUUGAUGAGUCAAUCCUCUCUAUAAGCUUUAGCAACAAAAGUUCUAGGUAUGUCUGCACUGGGGGUAGCGCUGGAGUUGUUAGAAUAUGGGAUUUGCAAAGAAAACGGUGCAUCAAAUGGUUGAGGGGUCACACAGGUACAAUAACAGGAGCUGCAUACACUUGCAAGGAUGAACAUUUGGCAUCUAUUAGCGUGAAAGGGGAUCUAAUUCUCCAUAAUCUUGUUUCCGGUGCCCGGACUGCAGAACUUAAGGAUCCAAAUGGACAGGUAUUGAGAGUGCUUGAUUAUUCUCGAACUAGCAGGCAUCUUUUGGUGACAGCAGGUGAUGAUGGAUCCAUACUUUUGUGGGACACGAAUGGACGUAAUAGGAAGGCUUCUUGGCUGAAGCAGCAUUCAGCACCCACUACUGGUGUUUGCUUCUCACCAACGAAUGACAAGAUAAUUGCUACAUGUGGCUUGGAUAAGAAAAUAUAUACUUUUGACACUGGCAGUAAAAGGGUAUCAUCUGUUGCUUCUUUUGAGGCACCAUUCUCAUCCUUGGCAUUCAAAGAUGAUGGUCGGAUCCUGGCAGCUGGAACAAAUGGUGGCUCCAUAGUAUUUUAUGAUGUUCGUGGGAAGCUGCAGCCUGUCAAUUUGCUUCGUGCUUAUAACAGUUCAGAGGCCGUCACAAGUAUAUGCUGGCAGAGGUCUAAGCCAGUUCUAGUAAAUGAGAGCAAUUGUACCAUGGAGUCUGCUCUUCUGGGAGACUGUGGAGAAGAUUCAGUUCUCAUGCCAGAUCCACGUCCCUCCUCAUCUGCUCCUGCCUCUGCAACUGCUGUUGGUUUGCGCAAUUCUGGACGUUCUGCUUCAGGCAGUGAUACCUCUUCUCUACCUAUUAACAGUGGGGUAACCAUGUCUGCAUCACAUCCUUCAACUGUAGAAGAGACUCCUGUGAGGACUCGUCUAGGUGGAGCUUUACCAUGGCUACAAGCAGUGCGGACUGAAUACAAUCUUAAGGAUGAUAUGGAAGUUUUUUCUCCGCUUGUGGAUGUUCAGCCGAUUACACCAUCACUUUCCAGCUGGCAUGAUGAUCGUGAUGAUGCAAAAAUUGAUUACUUGUUAAAUGAUAAAAAAUCAUCAUUGCUGCUGCCCUCUACAUCUUCCAAAAGACAUGCUUACACUGAGGGUGGAGAAGAUAUACAUACUGUAUUGGAUGUAAAAUCAGAGGUCUCAUAUAGACAAGAGGAUACUUCACAAUCAACUGUGACACCUUUAGCAACUCUGCAUAGUGAUCAAUCACAUUCUGCCACUCCUCCUGAAGAUUGGGGAGCAGAUGGAUUAUCUGAUAUGCUCAGCUAUCGUCAUCGACGAUCAGAACUUGCUUCAUUAAAUACCCUACCAACUGGGUCAUCGGCACCUGGCGGAAAGCUGCCUUCCAACGUCCAAGGUUUGCAGGAUCCAGCUUCUGUAAACCUGCCUUCUACAGGUCCCAAUCCGCAUGCAAGCUUCACAGCUUUUCAGUCUCAGGGAAAAGAUAUCUCUAGCCGUGAGACAGCUUCCUUCCCUUCCGAAAUACCAUCCUCUGGUGUCAGUACUGUCUCUACAGCGGGGCCAAACCUUUCCAAAAUGGUUUUGGGACAAGCAAAUUAUGAUUUGCCCAGCUCCUUGUCAUUGAAUCUGUCAAGAAAAAAUUCGUAUCUAGAGAGGAUAAUUGCUAGCCGUUCUUCUAGUGCUGGAGCUACGCCUACUGUGGGUUCGCCCAAACUGAAAAAGACUGGAACAGAAACACGGGAGGAGCUGGUGAACAGUUUGUUCUCCGAGGCCACCUCCACUGCAGGGAGCAUUCCUACGACAGCAAGUGCCACUACUGUGGGGAAUAUCUCUACAACAUCAAAUGGAGUACACCCACAUCCACCAAAGAAUGUGACUUCGGCUGAUGAACUGCAUGGUACCUCCCCAUUCUCUCUUCAGCUUGUCCAGCAUGCUAUUAAAGAGACUCUUGGAUCUCUGAAUAGAUCGAACCAUGAAGAUGUGAGGAACCUUCAUAUUGAGCUGCUACGGCAAUUUCAUAUGCUGGAGACAAGAACAACCAACCUGAUAAACACUGUUCUGGAAAAUCAAAUGGAGAUCAUGAAGAAGUUAGAAACCCUUCAAAAAGAAAACCAGCAGCUACGUCGGCUACUUUAAGCAUCUGCAGUUUUCUGUAUUCAAGUUAUUUGUUUACAUUUUCCUGUGUUUUUAUGCUUUGAUGUAGAUAAAAUAUCAAUAUUUCCAUAAGAAUGGCCAUCAAGGAUAGGAAUGAAGAAUCCGGAUGGAAGAUGCCGUCAUUCUGUUGUACCAGUUGCUGUUACGUUGUCCACAUUAUUUCAUGUGUUAUCACUGUAUUCAUUGCACUCCUUGUAAAAUUAAUCAUCCUGAUGUAGGAGUGUUCAGGCCCUUUUCCUUUCUAGGCAGAGAUUUUGUUUCCCUAAACUAGUUGUUCUAGCAUCUCCAAGUUUAUAUGGAUUAACAAAUUUCUGAUGUGAUAAACAGAUGAGAGAUGAAACGGCUGAAUCCUGGAUCACUCUUUCUUGGAGUCUUACGUUCAACUUUGUGAAAAAUGACCUUUCUGGACUGUCACUUCUUCGUAGGCCGUGGUCUGUGCCCUUGGCCCCAGGGUAAGGCAUGCUAUGGCUUGUGCAAGACAGAUGACGUCCAUGGGGUAUAGCUGUGGCGUUCUCGCUGUAGCAGCAUUGGCCUGAACCAUGAUGCUGAACCCCCUUGAGACGGACAAUUGCAUUUUAAAACAAGACGGUUGAAUGUGCUGUACUACCAAACAGCAUACUUUGCAGCAACUUUACUACUGUUGGUGGAAUUCCAACUAAUUUCCUCAUUUA